Messenger RNA from Echinostoma caproni, 3279 nucleotides. Lineage: Eukaryota; Metazoa; Platyhelminthes; Trematoda; Plagiorchiida; Echinostomatidae. The record is from the annotation of a GenBank genome assembly.
AUGAAAGGGCACGUUCGCCUGGUCAGGGGAGGUCAAGAACACUUUUGCUUUGUCGAGGCUGAUCUCGGGGCCGAUCUCCAAAGGGUAUCCUUUGAUGCGGUUAAGAACCAUUUGGAAAGCGGUUAUUUCCUCCCUAAGCACUAUAUCGUCAUCGAAUUUAAUAUCUGCAAACUAGCAGUCUACGGAAACUUGGUUACUGUGGGAGGGGUGCGUGUGGUUAUUGAUACAUGCUUUAUCCUUUUGGAACCACAGCGAGAUUUGGGGGGUAAGAGUGAAUUGGUUGCACUGGCGAGAGGUGUCGCCCGAUGUGCUCGAGAUAGACAAAUCGCUCUGCUCUCCACUCAACGAGACAUUUUACUUCGCAAACUUGCUGCAUCCAAGCUGAAACAAUCGGAUUCUUCGAAUGAACCGUCGUCAUCAGGGGCAACUGCAGACCUACUUGCGAAAUUACGAUCAAUUGAAGAUAGACUGGACAAAUUCCGCAGUCUUCCUCAGACACCACCAAAGAGAUUAUUUUCGGCUUUGACAUCUGUUUCGGUGGAUGCCAACUAUCACUCGAUCGGUCUUCAAACAACGGAAAUGGAGACAGUGUGGAAAGAACGCAUUUUUGAGGGAUACCACGGACCGAAGUUCAUUCGCGAGCACCAUGCCCAAACAUGGCGUGAACUUCUGACUUCAGCUGAAGAUCUACUUCGAUCAAGCGAAUGGCAAGAAAUAGCUGCAACUGACGUGCGGUCAUCAGUCUCACCUACAAAUCUUCGCUUGAUCUGGUUUCAUCGAUUACGACCUCAAUUAAACCACGGAAACUGGACGGAGGAGGAAGACUUUCGUCUGGUAAAACUAGUGGAACAGCACGGUCAGCGCGGAAAGUGGGAUAAAAUUGCUGAGGAGCUGGAUACCGGGCGUACUGCAUUCUCGUGUCUUCAACGUUGGCAAACGAAGCAUAAUCGAGAAUUCCAACGUGGACGCCCAUGGACUGCGGAGGAAGACACCGCUUUACUUGAUAUUCUAAAGCGGCUGCUUGAACACUAUCCUCCCACUCUGAUCGAUUGGCAGGUAGUUGCGGCGUUCCAUACAACCAGGGCUGCAAACGAGUGCCGUGCACGGGCCAAUGUGAUUAGCCCCGUAUUUUCCACCUUUCCCGUGCACUGUUUUGGUUCCAAGAUAUCUGCUGAGCAUAACCGAGACAUUCGACCCUAUACUUUGCGCCCAUUCACCCCGAACGAAGAUCUUCAAUUGUUGAUGAGCAUUCAACGAUAUGGUCUCGCUGGUGGUAAACUUGGUAGCGGUGGAGGUGUUGGUGUUGGAUCAUGGGCGGUUGUUUGUUCCGCUCUACCUGGACGUUCUCUGAGAACUUGUCAAAAUCGCUAUUUGGAAUUAUGUGAACAAUUCCAACCGUGGACAUAUUCCGAGGAUCGUAGGUUGUAUCAAAUGCGUCUGCAACUUGAACCCAAUGCAUGUGUGAUACAGAAGAAAGAGGCGUCACAUCUUAGACCUUUUACCAAACUUGUGAAACACUUCCCUGGUCGUUCGCUGCUUUCGUUGAGGCAUCGUUUUCUCCUGUUGUAUCGGUAUUCGCGCAUUUGGGGUGCCUUGAGAGAAGUGCUCAAUCAGCAGUCACGCACUGUCGAAGAUGACAGUUGGAAUGUUAUCCCUGAUUCGGAUCAGGCGCAAACAUCUUUGAAUACGGAACAAUGCGAUGGUGUACCGCUUACUGCACCAGAAAUGCGUCAACUUCUGUUGUAUUCUCCAUUCACCUGUUCAUUUGUUUCACGGUUGCGCAAACAAGGUAUUUCUAAUCCUGAAGCCGAGGCACUACGUUUGCUCAUGAAUUGGAAGAACGAUGGCUCGCAGAUGACCUCGGUGUCGGGAAUACCGCUAACAGUGGAUUCGGAAUUCUGUUUGCUGUUGCGGGAUUUGGCCAACGAUCAAUUAAUUCCUUGUCCUUUGGUUGCUGAUUUGCCUCAACAACCGAAGGAAAAUCAUUCGUCUCUUGUUGAAGUUGAAGAUCAAUUCAAAUCUGUCAUACCACCGUCACUGUUCUCAUCCAGACGGAUCAUCUCUCUUGUUCUGCUACUGGAACACCGCUACACAUAUCGGCAAGAAACUAUUAUUUUGUUUUUGGAUAUCAGAGCGGUCUGCGACUCUGAUUGCUUUGCCCUGUGUAUCUGUUUGUUGAGAUAUGAAGCACCCGAGAAGAAUAUCUUGCUUCUCAGAUCUCCGUAUCGUCAAAUCUCGGGGAAGACAAAAAACUUCCUCUUGAAGCCGGUUCGUAGAUGUCUGUUACUUUCAUUUCGUCGUUUUCUCGUUCGCGGUUCCAAACUGAGCCGAGUAUUACAGCCUCACAAUAUAGAUGCCAUAGUUGAAUCCACAGAAAUUCUGAAGGAGUUGAUGCAUGUUACCAAGUCCCAAUUCAGAGUGGGCACAUGGGAGCGGGCAAACGCCAUUGUACAUCUUCUGAGUGAUCGGCAUCGAUUUGGUGUGACGUUGGAUAAGGUGUUAAGACAGCCCAAAACCGCACGCGCUUUGGCAGCAAAAAAUACAAUGGCCGGUCUGCCAGCGAUUGCUCCGCUCGUCGCCAGUCAGAUGGUCCGUCAGGUUUGUGCUGACAAAAGGCAUACUGCUUCAUCCUCUGUGAUGGCUUUGGGGGACUACCCAAUGAACCAGAUGGAACAUGAACCAAGCACUUCGUUUGCUACGGAUGCAGAGGGGCCCACAGUGAAUGUCGGUACUGAUGUUGAUUCAGUUCUCUCACACUCCAAUGUGCCGAAAAUCAACGUCCCGACGGCAAGAAAACGAUCUGUUGCUUACAGUAUGGGCGGAGGAAGAGGUCAUCGAUUGCUUGAAAUUCGACGACUCCUUGAUCGGAUUGGUCCAAAUGGACAAGAUAUUUAUCUGCUCGGUAACGUGGGUUGGAUAAAUGAGAAAGAUAGACACUUGGCUUCCGCUUUAACCAAGCGAGAAACCAGUCACAUGCCCUUGAUGUUAAGAGAACUACCUAUCGGAAUCGGUCAUGACUGCUAUCGUGACGAUCGGGUAGUCAGUGGAGCAUGCCAUCAGGCCGCUAUCAGUUGCGUUCGUGAUGCCCUCGGCCUGUUCGCGGUGGAUAACUGUGGGAGUACACAAACUGUGGACGGGAAGGCUAUCCGUUCUGUUAAGACGCGUAUUCUUCCUCCAAAUUAUGCCACCUUAUUUAUGCUCAAAUCGUUGCUUUCAAACAUUCCCCAACUGGUCAGACGUUCGGAAAACUAUUUUACGAAUUUCGUUCGAACGCGGUAA